UUGUCGGAAUACAGGCGGAAAACAACUGAGGCAACUUUCGCUUCCCCAAAUAUGAGAGGCAAAUGAGAAGAAAAGCUGAAAACACGGUCAAUUUCAGCGGCUUUGUUUUCGGCUAAAGGCUCCCGGAGGUCCGCCAUGGCUCUGCCGAGACAGCUGAGGGAGGAGAGUGAUUUCGAGCAGCUGCCGGACAACGUCCCAGUCAGCGCCACCAUCGCGGACAUCGAGGAGAAAAGCGGCUUCAUCGUUUACUACUAUUUCGUGAUUGAAGUGAAGACUAAAGGAGGCAGCAAGUACCUGAUCUACCGCAGAUACCGCCAGUUCUUCGCUCUCCAUCAGAGGCUGGAGCUGAAGUUCUCACCCGAUGUUCAGUCAGGACCAUACACCUUUGUACUGCCCACUCUGCCUGGGAAAGUGUUCAUAGGCAACAAACAGGAAAUAGCAGAGAACAGAAUCCCUGAGCUCAACACGUACAUGAAGAAGCUGCUGUGUUUGCCUACCUGGGUGCUGCUAGAUGAUUUGAUCCGGAUGUUUUUCUACCAGUCUGAAUGGGACAGUCAGCAAGUGCCCAAAGCUCUCCGGCGCCUCCGGCCCCCCACGCGGAAAGUAAAAACACAGAAGCCCAAAACGGACCUCCUCUCGUCCCCCAGAGCGGAGGCGGUGUUUGACUUCAACGGGAGCGGGAAGCUGGAGCUGAGUCUGAAGGCUGGAGACGUGAUCUUCCUCCUGCGGCGAGUGAACGCAGACUGGCUAGAGGGCACGGUUAAAGAUAGGAUAGGCAUAUUUCCAGAAUCAUUUGUGAAGAUCAUCAAACCUCUUCCUGAAAGUGACUCAGAUGAGGAGGGCAGAGCUUCAAAGACAAAAGGCGGAGCUCAGGGCUCCUACAGCUGCCUGCGCUGCUACCUGCUGGAGCCAGAGGGUAUUGACACCAGGGAUCUGUGUGUUGAAGAAGACUUCACUAUCCAGCCGUCAUACUCUGAUCUCCUUGCACGCAUGAGAGAGGUCUUUCAGAUAGAGGACAUCGCUCUAAACUACCGUGACCAUGAAGGAGAUCUAGUGCGUAUCUUGGAUGACGAGGACGUGACUCUGAUGGUCAGAGAGAGCAAAAGCCAGGGGUCAAAUGUCAAAAGACCCAUCAAUCAGUUCCCAUGGGAACUGCAUGUCACUCGUACCAAUUAUCUGUCAGCGUACAACACGGAGUACUGAAGUGUGCACGUAUGUGUGUCAAUAAGGUCCUUUGGGUUCACAUUGCUCACAAUACUCAUGUCAGACCUGCCAGCUUAAAGGGGAACUCCACCAAUUUUGCAAAAUUACUGAAUCAUUCAACCUUUUAGAUGUAAACAAAAUCAUGCAGAGUGGUUUAAUGUGAGUUUGAGUCAAAAUCGCUCACCAUUAUAGUACUACGAACCAGACAUCUGUGUGUCCACACAACAGAAUCCCUGUUUAAUCUGCUGUUCAAAAAUGACCAUUGAAUUAACACAAGUCUUAUAAUGUUUUAUAAGUCACACUGAUAAUGGUAAAAUAGUACUAAACUGAAAAAUUAUGUUUUUUGGGCACUAUUUUUUCCUCACAAUGCCCUGCACAUAUUUCUCCGCCCUGCAUGCCCUUUGUGUUGUUUGAGUGCCGUUGCGUCACACAUUGCGAGCAAAACUUAAAACUGUAAGUAACGUAUUUUUAUUAGAGGAGCUGCGAUAGAUUAGAUUUGCACCUCACUGUCCUGCCCCAUAAACUGGUGAGCAGAGUAGCAAGUAGUUUGUUGUAGACACUGUCGAUUUCCAUUCGCCCUGGGGUCUCAGUCUCUAUCUCUCUCUCCCUUUUGACUCUCUUCUUCAAGUCGCUGCAACUCAUUUGUGUGUUCUGGUUCAAAUCGUUCAAAUAUGCCUCAACGACACAUUGCAAACAGAUCUUAUCAAUGUCCUCUGCAUACUUUGUCAUCUUCCAAAAAUUGGUAAGACAACUGUAAGAAUAAACUGUAAAGAAAAGCUCCUGCCAGGUGUUUUAUCCGAUUCAUUUCCCCUUCAAAUUCACGUUCCCUUUGGUGACUCAGAUACUGAGGCCGAGUAGCACUAGAACUACAGAAAACGGAAAAAGUAAAAAAAAAAAAAAAGGAUUAAAUGGCUUCAUGUUUUCACCCAAUCCCCAAUAUAAA
This is a messenger RNA of Pygocentrus nattereri (red-bellied piranha), 2146 nucleotides long. It is a transcript of the gene ncf4, whose product is annotated as neutrophil cytosolic factor 4. The coding region runs from base 136 to 1203 and encodes 355 amino acids. Gene Ontology annotation, molecular function: phosphatidylinositol binding; superoxide-generating NADPH oxidase activator activity; protein binding. The transcript has 10 exons. The record is from RefSeq and is a predicted model, not a curated record. Lineage: Eukaryota; Metazoa; Chordata; Actinopteri; Characiformes; Serrasalmidae. Gene Ontology annotation, cellular component: NADPH oxidase complex. Gene Ontology annotation, biological process: phagocytosis; respiratory burst; superoxide anion generation.